Paramacrobiotus metropolitanus is the source of this 1923-nucleotide messenger RNA. RefSeq names its product AT-rich interactive domain-containing protein 3A-like. The record is from RefSeq and is a predicted model, not a curated record. NCBI's taxonomy places the organism in Eukaryota, Metazoa, Tardigrada, Eutardigrada, Parachela, Macrobiotidae. The transcript is spliced from 7 exons. Gene Ontology annotation, molecular function: DNA binding. Gene Ontology annotation, biological process: regulation of transcription by RNA polymerase II. Gene Ontology annotation, cellular component: nucleus. Bases 235 to 1632 code for a protein of 465 amino acids.
AUAAAUGUCAUAAGAGAAGAAAAAUCAGCUCUUAUGUGUGUCUCUUUCACUUGCUCUCUCUCUUUCGUCUUUUUAUUAUCGAAUUGCAGUUCACCCAGUCAAUUGCAUUACGCGGCGUAACGUGGACAAACCUGCUUCGUCUUUUUCAUGUUUAAUAAUAUUACCCAAUUUCUUUCUUGUGCUUGUUGAGUAAAAUAUUUUAAUAACCAACGCACCAAUCGACUCAAUCUAACGAUGUCAGAGGCGGGUGAUUCGGACUUCGAGUCGGACGCCGGCGACAGCCCGGACGACGUCCCUCUGCGCCUGAUCAAGACGGACACCAGCCCACCGCCCCCGGAGGCGGCCUACGAGCCGCCGCCGCCGCCACGCCACCGUCAACAGGUGCGGGAGGAGAUUCUACGGGACGCGCAACAGGCCGGCAAUGUGGUGCCGCUGGACAUGGAGCGCUUCCAGCGCCACUUCACCCUGCACAAACCCUACAAAGACCACACCACGGAUGCGGCGCCCUAUUCGCCGGAGAACACACCGCAGGAUCUGAGUGUGUCGGCGCGCAACUCGGAGGGAUCGCAUUCCGACUCCCGGACACCGCCGCGCCAACGCUCACCCUCCAUUGGCCGUAUCUCGCCCGGACAUGCCCCGUCGGCGUCCUGGUCCUAUGAGGAACAGUUUAAACAGCUGUAUGAAUUAAGCGACGAUCCAAAACGGCGCGCCUUCCUGGACGAUCUGUUCAGUUUCAUGCAGAAACGAGGCACACCGGUUAACCGAAUUCCCAUUAUGGCCAAACAGACGCUGGACCUCUACGAGCUCUACCGUCUCGUCACGCAGAAGGGCGGUCUGGUGGAGGUGAUUAACAAAAAGAUUUGGCGGGAGAUCACCAAAGGCCUCAAUCUGCCGUCUUCCAUAACGAGCGCCGCCUUCACACUGCGCACACAGUAUAUGAAAUACCUCUAUCCCUAUGAAUGCGACCGGCUCAACCUGAGCGCCCCCGACGAACUGCAGUCCGCCAUUGACGGCAACCGCCGCGAGGGUCGCCGCACCGGCCACCACUUCGGCUCCCCGGGCCCGGAGGGCUUCACCCCGCCGGCCAUGCCACCCACCGCCUCGCCGCUGAUUCCCGCGCUGGCCCCCGCCCGCCCGCACCAUCCUUCCAUGAACGGCACGGUUAACGGGCACGGCCACAUGUUCCCGCACCAGCACAGCAAACGCGGACACUGUUCAGAAUCCGACGCGGAAAGCCGCUCGUCGUCCCGCGCUUCCAGUCAUGAGCGCGAACGUCCGCGGGAGCGGGACCGCGACACCCACCGCAAUCACAGCCACUCCCGCCGUCACAGUGACCGUGACCGAGGACGGGAUCGUGAGCGGGACCGCGAACGGAAUAAUCUCCAUGAGCGCUCGCGGCGCUCCCCGUCGCCGUUGUCGGUCCCGGCGAAUAAACGGCCGAAGAACGGCAUUGAGGAGGAACUCAGGGCGCCCUUUCCCAUGAUGCAUACCGGUUUGCCCUCCGCGCAUUUAAAAAUCACCAGCCGGGGGGAUGGACGGAGUAUGGACGGUUCACUGGUGAUCAGUAUGGAGAUUAACGGCAUCAUGUAUCAAGGUGUUCUCUUCGCGCAGAAUCCGCUGGCGCGCAUGUGACGAUAGAGGAGAAACGCAGACUUUUUACACAGGAAAUUAUAUCUGUACAGAAUUAAUUUUGCCUUAUGUAUUUCGUUUGUGGCCGCAAGCGGAGACACAAAUUGUACUCUUUAGCCGAAACCCGGGGUUGGUGUUCCUCUUUGUACUGUACGCUCUCAAGUGUUUUUCUACGUAAAAAAGUUAUCGUGUCGAACUAUAUUUAUCACUCUGUACUGCAGUAAUUGUAUUGAUGUGCGGGUUCAUUCUUGAUGUGCCUUUUGUGAAGAAAAAUAUGUAACAGCAUUGAAUGCG